Molecule: messenger RNA, 749 nt
Organism: Megalopta genalis
Lineage: Eukaryota; Metazoa; Arthropoda; Insecta; Hymenoptera; Halictidae
Source: RefSeq, a predicted model, not a curated record
GUCAGAAACGAACCUCCUGUCGAAACCACGAUGUACAUACAUGUGUACAUGUAUACAUAUCAUUUCGUGUAACCUAAAACUUAAAACUGAUUUUCCGCGUAUUAUUCCUGCGUGAACAGAGGAAUCAUUUCAGAAACAGAAAUAUUUUAUAAAUUAAACUAUCUGUCCGCAUCCAAGAAAAUGGUAUUUUUAACUGCUCAAUUGUUCCCAAGAUCUCGAGGCCCAGAUGAAUUUUGGCGAAAACGACAAAUAUUUAAACUAGCUGCUCACUACAUCGGCAGAAAAAGAAACUGUUACAGCAUAGCUAUCAGAAAUGUACACAGGGCAUUGUUAAACUCAACAAUUGGAAGACAACUUAAAAAGGACGAUAUGAAAGAGCUUUGGGAAACAAGAAUAGAAGCUGCUAGUAAUGAACAUGGCAUUAAUUUGAGAACAUUGAUCGAAGGAUUGACCAGGUGUAAUAUUUUACUGAAUCGCAAAUCUCUAGCAACUCUAGCCGUAUGGGAACCACGAACGUUUAAAAGUUUAUCAGGCAUUGCUCACGCAAAAGUAAAUAUAGGAGAUAUUACAAAGAUCGCGAAUAAGCCUAUGCCUGAAAGAGUUUUAACCAAGGGAUUAGUAGACGAUUAAGUAAACAGAUUUAAUUGUAACAUUUAUUAUGCUGCGGAUAAUUAAAUAUUUACACGAAACGUAUACUCUGAAAACUCUUUAGAUAAAGAACAGAAUAAAAUAUCAUUAUCUGCAAUUUA